Cylicocyclus nassatus is the source of this 521-nucleotide messenger RNA. NCBI's taxonomy places the organism in Eukaryota, Metazoa, Nematoda, Chromadorea, Rhabditida, Strongylidae. The record is from the annotation of a GenBank genome assembly.
CCGCCGUUGUGAUUUUGUGUUGACCAUCAUCAAAAUGGCUUCUCUCCUUCGCUAUCUACAGAACAUCCUAUGUAAUAAAUGAAAUGAAAAUCUAUCGUCGAAAUGCUGCGCAUCUUAGCAAAGCAAGGUCGGCUUGUCUCAGUUACGAAAAGGCCCAAACCAAUGCGCGGCAGCGAUCAAGCCUUAGAAGCGACAACCGCAACGGUGAAUUCAACAGCAGAGGUGAAUUUAUAAGUGUACUUUCCUUUCUUGCAUUUUCUCAUGACUAGGCAGUUAAAUCUUGUCCUUUUAUCCAUUCUAUUUUGUAGCUAGCGUUUUACUGUUUUUGGACGUGUCGCAUAGGCACAGGGCUCUGCAUGAUCGCGAUCGUCGAUGAAAUUGCGGCCAUUGGCCUGCACAUCGAUCUUCUCAAGUUUUCGUUGCCCUGUCGAACGAUUCUGUGCUAUCACGUGUUGGCCUUCAUAGCCUCCAGUUAUCUAGAACGGAUCUGGAAAGUACGGGGGUUUUGAGCUGGUUUGGGG